This is a messenger RNA of Xenopus laevis (African clawed frog), 4070 nucleotides long. RefSeq names its product glutamate receptor, metabotropic 3 S homeolog (gene grm3.S). Gene Ontology annotation, molecular function: G protein-coupled receptor activity; glutamate receptor activity. Bases 789 to 3425 code for a protein of 878 amino acids. Gene Ontology annotation, biological process: G protein-coupled glutamate receptor signaling pathway; G protein-coupled receptor signaling pathway; adenylate cyclase-inhibiting G protein-coupled glutamate receptor signaling pathway. Gene Ontology annotation, cellular component: membrane; plasma membrane. The transcript has 6 exons. Lineage: Eukaryota; Metazoa; Chordata; Amphibia; Anura; Pipidae. The record is from RefSeq and is a predicted model, not a curated record.
GGAUCUAGCUUGUUACUGUGUAGAGCAGCAGCUUUGCAGCUGUGAAGAGCUUUGUUGCUGUUUGGGAGCUGUUAAAGGAAAUCAUCAUCAGUCCUGUAUUGCACCAUUCAACUAAGUUGCUGUGAGAGCAGAAAGUGUGUCCUCUCAUUAAGUCACAGCAUGGGGGCAGGAGGCUACUCCAAGGACUAAUUGUCCAGAAGCUUUGCCAGAAGCAAAGAUUCAUCAAACUUAGAAAAGGGGCUAUCUGAAUGGCAAAAUUCAUCAGACUAACAAUUCACCUUUCACUGCUGCAAUAUACUUCUAAUUAAAAGGAACUGGAUCAUCCUCACAGGGAAAAAAACAUUUUAAUGAAAUGGUCGGUAGCAAAGAACAGAUGAUGGGAACUGUUCUAGGAAAAAAAUAUUAAGGCAAAACAAAAGUCUAUAUUCCUGGCACACUGAAGCUCUAGUUAACUGGUGCUUGAAAUAUAAAGAAGAGGAAGAAAAGCAUUCCAGGCAUCCAAAUGCUGAAAAGGACCUGCUGGAUCAGAAACAAUGAAAGUGUAAGGAAAGCCUGCUAAAAGGGGAAUUCAAAGUGCUGUGUGUUAUGUGUAGGCAUUUGAACUUUAACGUGCAUCUGAUGGUAGUUUGCUCAGCUCCUGGAUGGCAGGGAUUAUGCUCUCUGUGGCAUGUUUGUAUUCUGCUACAUUUACAAGGAUGUAAUGCCACUGCAACAAUCUACGGCAAAUUACUCGGCUACGAAGGAAUAACAAAUUGGGCUUCUUGCUGUCAUAUCAAGCCACAAAAGUCAUGAAGACCAGCCUUCGGGUCAUUUUGUUAGCUUUAUUUUCCAAAGCUGUUUUGCUUUCCUCAAGUGACCACAACUUUGUGAGGAAAGAAAUAAAGUUUGAGGGUGACCUUGUUUUAGGAGGGUUAUUUCCUAUAAAUGAGAAAGGUAGUGGAAUGGAUGAAUGUGGCAGGAUUAACGAAGAUCGAGGCAUCCAGCGACUUGAAGCUAUGCUUUUUGCAAUUGAUCAGAUUAACAGAGAUAGUUUACUUCUUCCAGGAGUCAAAUUAGGAGUUCAUAUUUUGGAUACCUGUUCAAGAGACACAUAUGCUUUGGAGCAAUCCCUUGAGUUUGUUAGGGCUUCUUUAACUAAAGUGGACGAAGCUGAGUAUAUGUGUCCAGAUGGGUCAUAUGCCAUUCAAGAAAACAGCCCCUUGCCUAUUGCAGGAGUCAUUGGUGGCUCCUACAGCAGUGUUUCUAUACAGGUUGCUAAUUUGUUGAGACUUUUCCACAUUCCUCAAAUAAGCUAUGCUUCCACCAGUGCCAAACUUAGUGACAAAUCUCGGUAUGACUACUUUGCUAGGACAGUGCCACCAGACUUCUAUCAAGCAAAGGCAAUGGCUGAGAUUUUAAGAUUCUUUAACUGGACAUAUGUCUCUACUGUUGCCUCAGAAGGAGACUAUGGGGAGACAGGAAUCGAAGCCUUUGAACAUGAAGCAAGGUUGAGAAACAUAUGCAUUGCCACAUCGGAAAAAGUUGGAAGGUCUAACAUUAAAAAGUCAUAUGAUAAUGCCAUAAAGGAGCUCUUACAAAAGCCAAAUGCAAAGGUUGUUGUACUUUUUAUGAGGAGUGAUGACACUAGGGAGCUUCUGGCAGCUGCUAAUAGAUUUAAUGCUUCCUUUACAUGGAUUGCCAGUGAUGGAUGGGGAGCCCAAGAAAGCAUUGUUAAGGGUAAUGAACAUAUUGCAUAUGGAGCAAUUACACUGGAGCUUGCUUCUCAUCCUGUUAAAGAAUUUGACAAGUACUUCCAAAGCCUUACACCUUACAAUAACCACCGUAAUCCAUGGUUCAAGGAUUUUUGGCAGCAAAAAUUUCAGUGUUCAUUGCAGAACAAAAACCAGCAGGUAAAGUUUUGUGAUAAACGUCUCAAUAUCAACAGUUCUAACUACGAACAAGAAUCCAAAAUAAUGUUUGUGAUCAAUGCUGUUUAUGCAAUGGCCUAUGCAUUAAACCAAAUGCAGCGUACUGUGUGCUCAAACACCAACAUGCUGUGUGAUGCCAUGAAGGUCUUAGAUGGGAAAAAACUCUAUAAAGAUUAUCUGCUGAAAGUAAAUUUUACAGCUCCUUUUAUACCCUCCAGUAAUACAGACAGCAUUGUGAAAUUUGAUGCAUAUGGAGAUGGAAUUGGCUUAUACAAUGUGUUCAAUUUUCAGUAUCACAAUGGGAAAUAUUCCUACACGAAAAUUGGCCAGUGGGCAGAAACCUUGUCGCUGGAUGUUGACAUAAUACAGUGGUCCAAAAGUUCAGUUCCAACAUCACAGUGCAGUGACCCCUGUGCUCCAAAUGAAAUGAAGAAUAUGCAACCAGGAGAUGUUUGCUGCUGGAUUUGUAUCCCAUGUGAAAAAUAUGAAUACCUUGCUGAUGAGUUCACAUGCAUCGACUGUGGGGAAGGGCGAUGGCCUACAGCAGACCUAACAAGUUGCUUUGAUCUGCCAGAAGAUUACAUUAAGUGGGAGGAUGCCUGGGCAAUAGGGCCAGUGACCAUUGCAUGCCUUGGAUUUGUAUGUACUUGCCUGGUUGGAGGAGUCUUUAUCAAGCACAAUAGCACACCUUUGGUCAAGGCAUCAGGGAGGGAACUCUGCUAUAUUCUCCUGAUUGGCGUUUUUAUGUGUUAUUGUAUGACAUUUUUCUUCAUAGCCAAACCUUCUCCUGUCAUAUGUUCUCUUCGCCGUUUGGGACUUGGAACAUCUUUUGUUGUUUGUUAUUCUGCUCUGCUAACCAAGACAAAUCGUAUUGCCAGGAUAUUCAGUGGUGUAAAAGAUAGUGCCCAAAGACCAAAAUUCAUCAGUCCUAAAUCACAAGUUGUCAUAUGUCUCAGUCUCAUCUCAGUUCAGAUUGUUGUUGUAUCUGUGUGGCUCAUGUUGGAAUACCCUGGCACAAGACGCCAUACACUUCCUGAAAAAAGAGAAACUGUUGUAUUAAAAUGCAAUGUCAAAGAUUCAAGUAUGCUUAUUUCAUUGACAUAUGACGUAGUCCUGGUGAUAUUAUGUACUGUAUAUGCCUUCAAAACAAGAAAAUGUCCGGAAAAUUUUAAUGAAGCCAAGUUCAUUGGAUUUACAAUGUAUACAACUUGCAUUAUUUGGCUUGCUUUCCUGCCUAUAUUUUAUGUCACGUCCAGUGACUACAGAGUCCAAACUACAACAAUGUGCAUCUCAGUAAGCCUGAGUGGUUUUGUAGUUCUCGGGUGCUUGUUUGCACCAAAAGUUCAUAUCAUCCUGUUUCAACCACAGAAAAAUGUUGUUACACACAGACUGCAUCUAAAUAGGUUCAGUGUUAGUGGUACUGCAACCACAUACUCACAGUCCUCUGCAAGUGCACAUUACACGCCAACCAUUUGCAACGGAGGAGAAGUUCUUGACUCCACCACAUCAUCCUUAUAAAUGUGAUCAGAAUCUAUGUCUUGAAGCUUUUUAGACUGUUAGAUUUUAUGCACUUGUUGUGCAGUUCUGUAACUUUUUUUAGAAAAACAAAAAAUAUUUUUGAGAACUGUAUAGCUUAAUGUUCUAGAGCUUUUUAGACUGGUACAAUGACCACAGCUGUUGACACAUUUAGACGACAUGUAAAUAGGGUACAUUCUCCAUCAGAAACUGCAAAUUUCUAGAGCUCUAGGAGUUGUAAAACUACAGGGCAACACCCCCAAUUAAAUACAGUGUGGGAUGCUGGAAUUUGUAGUUCUAUAACUGAUGGAGUGCAAGAGGUUUCCUGCUGAACACCGUCUGCAGUGUCCACUUAACAGUAAUAAAAUAACCAACAUCUGCCAUUUCAGUAUUAAAAGUCUUUUACUUUUUUGUAAAUUAGGUUAUUGUUGUAACCAGUUUUAGAAUGCAUUACAGUUACUUGCUGUUACCCAAUAUGUAAAGGUAACUGGAUGUUUUUGCACAACAGAAGUAUUAAUGUAGCUUCCGGUGAUUUAAAAAAAAAAAACCUUUUUGAGGGUUUUAAGCAUGUUUUUCUCAAUAACGAUAAAAUACUUUGUUGCACUGAAUGGAGAUGUAAUGGACAAAUAACAAAGAAACAUGAAUGUA